Molecule: messenger RNA, 4616 nt
Organism: Anopheles bellator
Lineage: Eukaryota; Metazoa; Arthropoda; Insecta; Diptera; Culicidae
Product: E3 ubiquitin-protein ligase Nedd-4-like
Exons: 6
Coding region: 335-3040 (901 amino acids)
Biological process (GO): regulation of dendrite morphogenesis; ubiquitin-dependent protein catabolic process
Molecular function (GO): sodium channel inhibitor activity; protein binding; ubiquitin protein ligase activity
Source: RefSeq, a predicted model, not a curated record
GUUACUGUGCGAGAGCGUGAAGAAAAUCUGUUUUCUUUCUCUGCGUCAUCGUCGUAGCAGGCUAAUCAUUGCACACUUUAACACUGCCCUCGGAGCGUUUGCGUGUAGAGUAUGCUCCCCAGGUAGUCGGAACGGACGGAAGAGCAAUAGGGGGCCCCGUGGCCCAAUCUGAAACCAGUUCCAUCCACCCAUGCCGAUCCGAUGACAAACUCGAGCGGUGUAAGCUAAUAAGGCGAACGAAAAAAACCCAGUGCGAAGGGGAAAGGUUCGGAAUCGCUUCUUCGCAGAACGCAGUCGCAUAGCGGCAGUUCGCCCAAAGCCGCCUCGUCGGGCGAUGCGAUCGCACAUCAGCAGCAGCUCAACCCUCCUGUCGAACGCAACGCCAUCGCCGAUCGGUUCGCUGAUGACACCGCAGCGGCCGCCCCGCCGCAGGGCGCAAUCGGUAGGCAACUCCAACUAUGGCUCGACCCCAGCGCUAGCUUCCCAUACGCCACGAGGAUCACUGUUUACGGCCAACGACGAAGAUGUCUGCUACGUGCGAAUCAAAGUGCUGUCGGCGAAUUCACUCGCCAAAAAGGACAUCUUCGGCUACAGCGAUCCAUACGUCAAGAUCGAGCAAAACACCAUCACCGGCGAUGUUAACGUAGAUCAGGUGGUGACCAAAACGAAGCGAAGGACGCUAAAUCCGAUCUGGAACGAAGAGUUUGUGUUUCGAGUCAAACCGAACGAACACAAGCUUGUGCUGCAGGUGUUUGACGAAAAUCGCCUCACGCGCGAUGGCUUCAUGGGACUGGUCGAUCUGACGCUGAUCAACUUGCCGCGCGAACAAGAGGGCCGAACGAUCGCAUUCAAAACGUAUCCGCUGCGGUCCAAGCGCCAGUCCAGUUUGCGCGGGACCAAAGUGCGCGGCUCGCUCGUCCUGUACCAUGCGAUCAUGCGUGACGAUGAUCCGAUCAUUGUGCGAACAUUUGGAAGUGGAAGUGCUAGUGCCACCCAAACGACCGGAACGGCCUGGUCCCCGGUGAGCACCGGUGAUCGAACGUCGUCGCCUGCAGCGGCCAGCACACCCGUUCUAACGCCGGCGCAGUCUCAAUCGCCCGGGCCAAAUUCGCAUCAGCUGCAACAGCACCACUACCAUGAACGGCAACAGCAACCGGAACCACUGCCACCGGGAUGGGAGGUGCGACAGGAUCCGGUCGGCAGGACGUACUACGUGAACCACAUUGCCCGAACCACGCAGUGGGACCGGCCCAGCAUUCUGUACGCCCAACCGGGGCUGAACGAAAUGGUGGCCGCGUUUCAGCGACGGUUUCAUAUCAGCAACGAUCCGGACAAUGGCAACAACAACAGCAGCCUGUCGAAUGAAGUCGGGAUGUCUUCCCCCCCAAGUGGCCAACCCAACAGCAGUGCUGGAACCGUUCCGGUGCACACAUCACGAUCGGACUCACCGGCGGUGUCGGGCAGUUCGAGUGCCUCCCCGACAGCCGGAACGGCGUCUUCAACUGCUGCUGCAGCAGCAGCUCCCAGUGCUUCAGGUCUUCCGCCCGGUUGGGCAGUACAGACAGCGGCAAACGGGCGUCUUUUCUUCAUUGAUCACAUCCACAAAACAACAUCCUGGGUCGAUCCGCGUACUGGCCUCGCAAGCCCCAUUCCUAAUGCACCCGGCUCAGUUGCCAACGGUGCUGGCGGUUCCGGAACGGCCAACGGAGCACUCAGCAAUGGGCAAGAUUCGCGCUCAACGGACGAUAAUCUGGGUCCGCUGCCCGAGGGCUGGGAGGAACGGGUCCACACCGAUGGGCGCACGUUCUUCAUCGAUCACAACACGCGCAUCACGCAGUGGGAUGAUCCACGACUUUCGAACCCGAAAAUUGCCGGCCAAGUGGUGCCGUACUCACGCGACUAUAAGCAAAAGUAUGAAUUCUUCAAAAACCAGCUCCACAAGCCGAACAACGUGCCGAACAAGAUCGACAUCAAGGUGAAGCGGGCCUCGAUCCUCGAGGAUUCGUAUCGGGUGAUUAACUCGGUCACGAGGACCGAUCUACUGAAGACGAAGCUGUGGGUCGAAUUUGAAGGUGAGACCGGUCUCGACUAUGGUGGAUUGGCACGUGAGUGGUUCUAUCUGCUGUCGAAGGAGAUGUUCAAUCCGUACUAUGGACUGUUUGAGUAUUCGGCGAUGGACAACUAUACGCUGCAGAUCAAUCCGGACAGUGGGCUGUGCAACGAGGAGCAUCUCAACUACUUCCGCUUUAUUGGCCGAAUCGCCGGAAUGGCCAUCUACCACGGUAAGCUUCUCGAUGCGUUCUUCAUUCGGCCAUUCUACAAAAUGAUGCUCCAGAAGCCGAUCGAUCUGAAAGAUAUGGAGGCGGUCGAUACGGAGUACUACAACUCGCUGCUCUACAUCAAGGAGAAUGAUCCGAGCCCGUUGGCCCUAACGUUCAGUCUGAACGACGAGCGGUUGGGCACGAUGCACCAGCACGACCUGAAACCGGACGGUGCCGAUCUGGAGGUGACCAAUGAUAACAAGGACGAGUACAUUCGGUUGGUGAUUGAUUGGAAGUUUGAGGCUCGCGUUAAGGAUCAGAUGCAAGCGUUCCUCGAAGGGGUCAGUUCGCUGGUUCCGCUUAAUCUACUUAAAAUUUUCGAUGAGAACGAACUAGAACUACUGAUGUGCGGCAUUCAGAGCAUCGACGUGAACGACUGGAAGAAGAACACGAUGUACAAGGGGGAUUACUACGCGAACCAUGCGGUCGUGCUGUGGUUCUGGCGGGCGGUGCUUUCGUUCAACAAUGAAAUGCGAGCCCGGUUGCUGCAGUUUGUAACCGGGACGUCGCGGGUGCCGAUGAACGGCUUCAAGGAACUGUACGGCUCGAACGGUCCACAACUGUUUACGAUCGAAAAGUGGGGAACAGUCAACAACUUUCCACGGGCUCACACAUGCUUUAAUCGACUAGAUCUGCCGCCGUAUGAAAAUUACGCCCAACUGAAGCAGAAACUGAUCAGCGCAAUCGAAGGCAGUCAAGGAUUUGCGGGCGUAGAUUAGUCUGUUGCCCUGCGGCAAUAACGGCACCAGAAUGGGCCCGACGCGAUCGCCGAGUUGAGUUUACUUUCGAUAUGAAACGAGAGAACAUUCCGAUGAAGAGAGGAAAAAAAGAGGAUGAAAUGAACUUAGCAAUCAGUCAAAAAAGAAUCAGUUCUGGGUGGUUAUUAUGUGAUUUGAUAAUAGUACGCGCAUUUGGUGGCAUUGUGUUUGGAAUAUUAUUCGAGGGCUAUUAUUGCUGCUUCAAGCGCGAGCAAAAGAGAUAAAAUGAAUCAUUUCGAUCUCUCGAAACUGGAAAAAGUUUAUUUUAAAUGAGUAAUCGUUCAAGGAACGUUCACCAAAAAUAUACGCUGAAUGGCAACGAGAUUCACUAUUUGCACGAAAAUGGCGCCAAAAAAUGGGUAGAUCGGUUGUUGCUGUCCUGAAAUGACGACUGCAGACAUUAUGCCCAUGAGAGAAAGAUGUUUAAAAAGAAACAUCGAUAACGUAGAGAUUGUUACAGAACUUGUACUUCAGUGCCUUCCGGUGGUUUUCAAUUUAGGUUUUUUUUCUAUUCAUACAUAUUACGUUUAAUCUGUUGCUCAAUUUACAAUCGAUUUUGCAUACCUUACUAUUUGUAACUUUUUCUUGUUUGAACUGAUAUUCAAAAUUUCGUUUCAAUAUGUUUGUUUUUCGCUCUUUUCAUUUAAUAUUCGUUAAUCUUAAGUAUCAAGGAAAGAAGCAAGGAAAUGUGAACGCCGCAAGCACACUUACACGUUACUCGCAAGCGCGUGCAUUACACCAAAAAUGUGAAAAUUCAUUCAGUGCAACAGUGCGAAUAACGGAUGCACUUUGAUUUACCCACCAAAAACAUACACACACACACUGGACAAUAUAAAAAAGGCGCCAGCAUAUAACCAUGAAAUUCCGGGCGCUCGUAUAGCGUCGCUGAAUUCACGUUGUGCAGCCAUUCGGUGGGAAUCGCGUGUUAGGCAUGGAUUUAAAAGAGAACAGAUAGAAUUGAAAAAAUAUUUUUAUACUUAUAGCAAAAAAUAUAGUUUCACAAUCAUGUAGAGAUUAAUGCAGCAUUUCCUUGAUGAAAGCGUUAACGGGGCAAAUGAGGGUGGAAUCAAUUGAGCGACGAUAAAGAUCAUGCUUUAGGGCUAGGGUAGUGGACAGGCGAGCAGUCUACCUAUGGUCACUCUCGAGCCACACUCUGUACUGAACUAUCGCUACGUUAAAGGGCAGAGGUCUCAAACACGCGGCCCGCGAAGCUGUUUUGUGCGGCCACGUCCACGGAGUAUAUAAUUACAUUAUACCAGUCAGAAUAGUCAGCAAUAAAUCACAAGAAAAUGGUCUUGUCGGUUUAGCGGACGGCACAGAAGUGACCGAUACGAUUUAUUUCAAAUCAAAACCAAAUCAAAGUGCGUAAAAUUUAAUGAAAAAACAUUUUCUUUAUGUGGUGCGGCCCGCUGACUAGCUGUUACUUUCCACUGCGGCCCACAUGUUAGUAUGAGUUUGAGACCUCUGUUAUAGGGUGAUAUUGUGUAUUCAUAGCUUUAGGGACAAACCAGACGAAAAAGUUACGUAAAAUUUAUUC